This is a messenger RNA of Fomitopsis serialis, 960 nucleotides long. RefSeq lists its product as uncharacterized. Lineage: Eukaryota; Fungi; Basidiomycota; Agaricomycetes; Polyporales; Fomitopsidaceae. The record is from RefSeq and is a predicted model, not a curated record. The annotation marks the transcript as partial. The transcript has 5 exons.
AUGCCUGCUCCCAUCACAUCGACCACCUCGAUCACUACGAAAGACUGGACGCUCUCUGGAUUGCUGGAGAAUAGCAACUUUCAGCAGGUUCAUCGGGUCUCCAUACACGACGAGUUAUGGCCCACAAAAGCCGACGAAGCCGAGCGCCAGGGAAUACCACUCAUCGUUGAGGGUUGGCAUACAGACCCGAGAUGGUGCGGGGCCUUCGACGCGGACCGGCUCGUAGCAAAAGAUGGAGAUACUGUGCUCUCGGCGCGUAACGUUCAGAACUACAAAGACAUAGACAUGACACUCUCCGAUUUCGUCGAACACUCCCGUACGACUUCGCGCUUCACGACAGGAGGUGAGUCAACGUCGUUACGCGAUGUCGAUUGCCCUCAGGAUUGGAGGGACUGGCUUCACUCUGAUGUAAUCCCGCCAGAACUACAACCAGGUGGAUCCAAAGACCUAUUGGCACAUCUUCCUCAUUCUGAACGACUUGAGACUAUCAUGUGUUAUUACGAGAUCGGCGGGAUCUUCACACCUCUCCAUAAAGACCUGUGUGGAUCCACGGGACAUAAUCUCAUGUGCCACACAGAGAACGGCAGUUCGUUCUGGUUCAUGACCGCCUCCGAUGCCGCCCCGGAGGUUGCGAAGUAUUUUCAGGAGACGCUGGGGCAAGAGUUGGACUGGGAGAACCAUGCUAUGACCAUCGAGGAGCUGAGGGACGCUCCAUUCCCCGUAUACGUCGCGGAGCAAAGGCUUGGUGAUCUGUUCAUUAUUCAGCCUAGAAGCUGCCAUCAGGUGGUCAACCAUGGCGGUCUAACGAUGAAGCUGUCGUGGUCGAGAAUAACGGUCAAGGGACUGAUGACAGCUUUGUUGUAUGAAUUGCCCAACUAUCGGCGGGUCUGCCGACCAGAGAUUUGUCGCACUAAGUCAGUCUUGCACCACUCGCUCCGCCACUACACCGAGGAGCUUGAG